Messenger RNA from Platichthys flesus (European flounder), 1960 nucleotides. Its product is annotated as high-affinity choline transporter 1-like. NCBI's taxonomy places the organism in Eukaryota, Metazoa, Chordata, Actinopteri, Pleuronectiformes, Pleuronectidae. Gene Ontology annotation, cellular component: plasma membrane. The record is from RefSeq and is a predicted model, not a curated record. Gene Ontology annotation, biological process: transmembrane transport; acetylcholine biosynthetic process; choline transport. Bases 9 to 1691 code for a protein of 560 amino acids. Gene Ontology annotation, molecular function: choline:sodium symporter activity. The transcript is spliced from 8 exons.
UCUUCAUCAUGGCAGUGAACAUCCCAGGAGUGAUAUUGAUGGUGCUCUUCUACCUGUUGGUCCUUGGGACCGGCAUCUGGGCUUCUUUCAAGUCCAAGAGGGAACAGAAGAAAAGUGGAGCCAAUGAGAUGGAGAUGACGUUACUGGGAAACCGGAGCAUCAACUGGGUGGUGGGGAUCUUCACCAUGACAGCUACAUGGGUUGGAGGAGGCUUCAUUGUGGGCACAGCUGAGAUGGUGUACACUCCAUCAAUGGGACUAACCUGGGCAGCCACAAUGUUAACUGCAUACAGCUUAUCUUUUAUUCUAUGUGGCCUGGUGUUUGCUAAACCACUAAGAGAAAUGAAGUGUGUCACAAUGAUGGACCCUUUCCACAUCAAGUAUGGACAAGUUCUGACAGCUGGACUGAGCCUGGCCUCAAUUUCUCUUGAUGUGAUAUGUGUGACUGUAAUAUUGAUUUGUUUAGGCGGCACCAUGAAUGUAGUCCUAGAUUUGCCCUACACUCUGUGUAUCUGGGUCUCUGCUGCAGUUGUCAUCAUCUACACUCUGCUGGGAGGUUUCUACUCUGUGGCCUACACUGAUAUUAUUCAGCUUGUUCUUAUAUUCAUAAGCUUGUGGCUGUGUGUUCCCUUUGUCUUGAUGAACCCUAACUGCUUGGACAUCAGCAAGACACUGAUGAACAACACCUUACACGCUCCCUGGAUUGGUGCACCAGGACUGGAGAAGACCGGGAUCAUGAUGGAUGAAUUCUUGAUGUUUGCACUGGGAAGUCUAGGAUUUCAGUUUUUACACCAGAGGACGUUGGCAGCUUCUUCAUUAGCCACAGCCAAGCUCUCGUGCUUAGUCGCUGCUUUCCUCAUACUUGUGUUUGGAACACCUCCAAUACUGCUUGGGGCAGCUGCUGCAUCUACAGAUUGGAACCUGACGUCUUAUGGUUCUCCAUUUCCAUAUGAACGUGGGGAAGCAGCUCAAGUCCUGCCCAUCACAUUGCAGCACCUCACCCCGUCCUUCAUCUCCAUAAUCGGAACAGGAUGUGUUGCUGCUGCUGUGAUGUCAUCUGCUGAUUCUGCUUUGAUUUCUGCUGCUUCUGUCUUCACCUCCAACAUAUACAAGAACAUCCUGAGGCCACAGGCAUCAAACAGAGAGAUUCAGUGGGUGAUCCGAAUUACUGUGAUGGUCGCGGGUUUGGUUGGCACAUCACUAACCAGCCAAGAAAACAGUGUCUUACUCUUCUUGAUUCUGAGUGCUGAAGUGGCCUACAUCCUAAUCUUCCCUCAACUGGUCUGCGUCCUCUUCGUCAAUAUCUCCAAUGGUUACGGAGCUGUUAUGGGCUGUGUGGUGGGCUUGGUGCUCAGAGUUCUCAGUGGACUCCCAUCACUCGGGCUGCCAGUUGUCCUCCACUUCCCAGGAUGUGUUCUUGAGGAUGGAGUUUAUGUCCAGCACGCUCCAAUUAAGACCAUCUCCAUGCUGUCUGCCAUUGCUGCCAUCGUGUUGUUCUCCUAUCUGAUGUCUCUGCUCUUCAACAAAGGCCUGUUACCUGAGAAGUGUGACGUGUUCAAGGUGAAAGUCCAGCAAUCAGCACGAGAGCUGACACUGGUACAUGGGGCCAAAGAAGACAAUGAGAAAGAGAGACUUGAUAACUCAUAUCCACAGACUGUGGCCUCAGAGCCAAUGAUUAGCUCAGAGUGUUAGAGUCCCUGAAUAUCUGUUGUUUGAAUCCUAACACAGACUUCUGCAUCCAAACACAGGGGCAUUAAGACAAGUGGACAUAGAUGGCACCAGUUCACGCAGCACAUUUGUCUACAGUUCAACAAGAUUGACUUUCUUGCAUUAAAAUAAGUUAUUAUUGAAACUUUGGUCUUUUAUUUGGUUCUUUGUUUAAACUGGGACACAGCGAGAUCUACUGGACUACAAAGAUUGUGAUCUCACCAUGUUGUGCGUCUCUUAUGAUGUUAAGUGUU